This is a messenger RNA of Coprinopsis cinerea okayama7#130, 378 nucleotides long. RefSeq lists its product as hypothetical. The transcript has 2 exons. NCBI's taxonomy places the organism in Eukaryota, Fungi, Basidiomycota, Agaricomycetes, Agaricales, Psathyrellaceae. Bases 1 to 378 code for a protein of 125 amino acids. The record is from RefSeq and is a predicted model, not a curated record.
AUGAAGUACUUCAUCCGGCUGGACAACGAGUACUCCGAGCUGUUCUCCUCACUAUGGGGCAUCCUGGCUGGUGACACCUCGUCCUUCUCCCCAGGCCUAUGCAACUUCUUCAUGUCAUCGUUCAAACCUCCCGUCUCCCCCACCGAUGUCUUAAUACAUCGUCAACCCAUUAACAGCUUACAACAAGCUGACGACAUCGCCGCAUUCACCCGGGCUUUCAUCAAGGCCCUACAACCUACCCUUGACUAUAUCCACCUGUCAUGGGAGAUCGAGGUCGUCAAGGAGUUUACCUACACCGGUCUAACCUUCUCCUCCUCGAACGCGAGCAGACUGUUCUUCAAACACUUCGAAUCGAAAGCCAACUUGUUAGCGCGAUAG